AUGCGUGCGGCAUGGAAUCCGGCUCAGGAUGUAGUCUGGAGAAGGAUAAACCCUAACCUUUUCUUGAUUCAGUUCCAUUGUCUUGCGGACUGGAAUAAGGCCCUGCAUCAGGGUCCGUGGGAUUUUAAAGGUUCAGCUCUUCUGAUGACUGAAUAUGAUGGGUUCUCAAACCCAGAGAAAGUCAAGAUUGAUAGGUUGGAAACGUGCUGUCAAAUCCACAAGUUGCCGGAUGGAGUUUUGAAAAAUAAGAACUUUCUGGAAAACAUGGCAAAGCGUAUAGGGGAGGUUCAGGAGGUUCAGAUUACACUCCCUAACAGAUUCAAAUCACCCUCAUGGAUUCGUAGGUGA
Triticum turgidum subsp. durum (durum wheat) is the source of this 348-nucleotide messenger RNA. Lineage: Eukaryota; Viridiplantae; Streptophyta; Magnoliopsida; Poales; Poaceae. The record is from the annotation of a GenBank genome assembly.